Messenger RNA from Drosophila teissieri, 626 nucleotides. RefSeq lists its product as uncharacterized. Lineage: Eukaryota; Metazoa; Arthropoda; Insecta; Diptera; Drosophilidae. Bases 68 to 544 code for a protein of 158 amino acids. The transcript is spliced from 3 exons. The record is from RefSeq and is a predicted model, not a curated record.
CUUUGCAAACGUCGGGCUAAAUUCUGUCUGCCGAUCUGAGUUUUUUCAAAAGGGAAAUUUUGCCCAAAUGGAGUCAAUCAACUUAGUCAUUUAUAUAGUACCCAUGAUGUCAUUGAUCAUCGGGGGAAGCCUAGCGAUUCCCUAUCAACCGGCAGUGAAUCUGUACGAUCAGCAGUUCUGCAUGGAUACACUGACGGGUCGCCAGCUUUAUAUAGGUGAAGUCUUUACGCGAGAGGAUCAGUGCGUCCGGAUUCAAUGCCUGGAAUCGCAGCAACUCUGGGAGGACAGCUGCCAGGUGCCGAAGCUAACGCAGCGCGAUUGCAAACCCAUUCCGUCGACGGAUGUGCGUGCCGAGUAUCCCCGAUGCUGCCCACUGUACGAGUGCAAGAGCUACGCGUCCAACUCAGGGGGAACUCUGGAGCAGACCGACACGUUCGAUCACUAUGGAACCCUGCGAUCAUCCCAUCUCACCGAGAUGAUAGUGAUGCGGUCACGCCCUCGUGGCGAGAUUCCCACGGCGCCGGCGAGGAAGUAUCAGGUCUGAAAAGUGACCUGGUACUCUGAUCCUAGGAUUAGGUAGUCUGUAGUGCAGCUCUAAUAUGUAAACAAGAAAAUGGGUUUAUUGC